AUGAGAAUCCUCAAGAUCAAAGCCCACACAUAUCUGUUGUGUUUAAUCAAUCGCAACAGGGACAUUAACUUCCUAUCUCAUGUCUCUACGGGUUCUCAGCACAGAACUGACAAUGAGCUCCAUUCUUCUGAACUUGAAGCCUCUGCUUCACCUUCCUUGAAUAAUCAAGUUACCAUCACAUCACUCGGCACGAUACAGGAGUCAUGCCUGCUCAAGUACUUCAUUGAGGAGAUAUCCCCAUGGUUUGAUCAUUGCGACGACCUGCAUCAUUUCCAGUUGGUGGUACCUCGUCGUGCACGACACUGUUCGACACUUCUAAAUGCUAUCUGCGCCGUGGCAGCCCUCCACCUCAGUCGUCUUUCGAAGUACAAGACCUCACAGGGUGUUUUAUAUUGCGGACAAUUCCUUCCCAAUUUAACUCAGUCCAGCGCACUCGAAUACAUGUUGAAGUGCAUACCAGAUCUAAUUCGCUUUCCGGAAAUACAAGAUCCGAUACAUCAGGAGAAUAUCAUGGCAGCAACUGUUAUACUACGACAAUAUGAAGAGAUGGAAGAAGAGCUAGAUGGGGCUAAUACUGAGGAAGGCUUUUAUGCGAAUGGGCGACUCAACUUCCUGGCGAUCACGCACACAAUCAUAGAUUCAAUGAUCGCAUCGCCUCUUGAUCAGCCAUUGGCAACCGCGGCAUACUGGAUCACUGUUCGACAGGAGAUUUAUUAUGCUCUAACAAGGGAGGCUACUCCCUACUUGCGUUUCGAUGCGGACCUCUGGCAAAAUCCUUCGGUCGCUAGUAACAUGAUACUAUUUACUGGUCAAGUUGCUAAGUGGCGUUGGGGUCAGCAACUACCAGAUGAAUGGGGCAAAUCAGCCCGGCUUAAGAUUGUAGAACAAGAACUUAUUCAAAAUUCAAUCGGAGAGCUUGAGCCAAUUCUCGACCUUCCAGCUGAUCGGCGAAAGGGAGAAGUAUUUCCAACUAUUUGGUACAGCCUUGACGUACAAGUGACGGCGAUUCAACAUUUUCGGCUAGCUCAGAUGAUCUUAACAGCUGAAAAUCCACAUCUAGAGGGCGCAGCACGGCCUGUGCAUCGGAAAACGGAGGCUCAAGUGCGAUCGAUCGUUUUAUGCAUAUGUGGGAUCGGACUACAACACUCUCGAGUGCAGCCUGCGCUGCUCAAUGCCGUCAUUGCGAUUACAUUAUACGGCGAAUAUUUUACCGAUCCGAUGGAGCGAGAAGCUUUGGUAGAUAUUAUUAAGCGAGCCAGAGAUUUUGAUGCUUGGCCAAUGUCGAAGCCUUACCAGACUCUUCAGCACCGAUGGGAUAUCAUGGACAGUGCAGAAGUAUGA
Penicillium malachiteum is the source of this 1341-nucleotide messenger RNA. RefSeq lists its product as uncharacterized. NCBI's taxonomy places the organism in Eukaryota, Fungi, Ascomycota, Eurotiomycetes, Eurotiales, Aspergillaceae. The coding region runs from base 1 to 1341 and encodes 446 amino acids. Gene Ontology annotation, molecular function: DNA-binding transcription factor activity; transcription cis-regulatory region binding. Gene Ontology annotation, cellular component: nucleus. The transcript has 5 exons. The record is from RefSeq and is a predicted model, not a curated record. Gene Ontology annotation, biological process: positive regulation of transcription by RNA polymerase II.